Monopterus albus (swamp eel) is the source of this 784-nucleotide messenger RNA. RefSeq names its product plac8 onzin related protein 1 (gene ponzr1). NCBI's taxonomy places the organism in Eukaryota, Metazoa, Chordata, Actinopteri, Synbranchiformes, Synbranchidae. The transcript has 4 exons. The record is from RefSeq and is a predicted model, not a curated record. Bases 27 to 419 code for a protein of 130 amino acids.
AAAAAAAAAACUUGGACUCAACAGCCAUGGCCGUCCAGCAGCAGCCAACCCGGAUUGUGACCGUGACCAGCACCAACCUAGGCCCUGGGACAUGGAGCACUGGCCUCUGCGACUGCUGCUCAGAUAUGGGCACCUGUUGCUGUGCUCUUUGGUGUUUCCCCUGCAUGCAGUGUCAGACGGCCAGUUACUAUGGCUGGUGCUGCUGCAUGCCGCUCCUGGACGUCUGCUGCGUGGUGUCCUGCAUCCUCCGCUCCAACAUCAGGGAGCGCUACAACAUUCCUGGCUCGUGCUGUGACGACUGCUGUAAACUAUAUUGGUGUUACCCGUGUGUCUGGUGCCAGAUGCACCGGGAGCUGAAGGUCAGGGGCAAAACGGCAGGCAACAACGCAGUGGUCACCACCCAGGUAGUUAGUGCGUAGGCGGCAACUGUUUGGGCUGUGGGCUGAGGGAACAUGAUGUGCUUGCCAAGAAAUGUAUAACCUACUCGUUAUUUUUUUUUACUCUUGUAAUAAUGGAAAUAUAUAAAAUCAGCUGCUCUGUUUCUUCUUUUUUCGUGAUCAGUUAGAUUAAGACGUUGCCCCAACUCCACCUGUAUGCUUUUGCACAAAAUGUACACCAAGGUUUAGUGGAUAGUAUAGAAGUGAUCUUGUGUUUGUCGUUUAGAAAAUUAGCUUUUUUUACACGAUUGCGCUUGCUGUUCAAGAUUUGGUUUGAAUGUUAUGGUGCUGCUGGUCUGGUUCUUGAGUUCACUCACAAUAAAAUACUGCUGUUGCAGGUAACUAGC